Molecule: messenger RNA, 1048 nt
Organism: Coregonus clupeaformis (lake whitefish)
Lineage: Eukaryota; Metazoa; Chordata; Actinopteri; Salmoniformes; Salmonidae
Product: beta-crystallin B1-like
Exons: 6
Coding region: 125-820 (231 amino acids)
Biological process (GO): visual perception; lens development in camera-type eye
Molecular function (GO): structural constituent of eye lens
Source: RefSeq, a predicted model, not a curated record
CCACUGCGUUCGGCCUUUGCCAGGGUAUAAAAGCUAGGGCUCUGCGCUGAGGGGGCCAGCACGAUCCAGCCUAACCCACACGGCACAGCAAGCUGUACACGCAGAAUUCUCCUGAUCCCUCACCAUGUCUCAGACCGCCAAGUCCGCCUCCAGCCAGGGCACUGAUGUCAAGGACAAGGGAGCCCCUGCCCCCGCUGCCACCAUCAAGGCCACUAAGACCGGAGAACCCAGCAUUGGAAACUUCAGAAUCAUGCUGUUCGACCAGGAGAACUUCCAGGGCAGAAUGAUGGAGAUCCAGAACGAGUGCAUGAACGUGUGUGAACGCGGCAUGGACAGAGUGCGCAGUAUCAUCGUCGAGUGCGGCCCCUUUGUUGCCUAUGAGCAGACUAACUUCCGUGGGGAGAUGUUCAUCCUGGAGAAGGGAGAGUAUCCUCGCUGGGACACCUGGAGCAACUCCUACCGUAGUGACUGCCUCAUGUCCCUCAGGCCCGUCCGCAUGGACAGCAUGGAGCACAAGAUCUGUCUGUUUGAGCUCUCCGACUUCAAGGGCAAUAAGAUGGAGAUCCAGGAGGAUGACGUGCCCACCCUGUGGGCGCAUGGCUUCACCGACAGAGUGGGCAGCGUGAGGGUGCCCGGCGGAGUGUGGGUGGGUUACCAGUACCCCGGAUACAGAGGCUACCAGUACCUAUUUGAGUGUGGUGACUAUAGACACUACAACGAGUUCUGUGCCUUCCAGCCCCAGAUCCAGUCCAUGCGUCGCGUCAGGGAUAUGCAGUUCCACCAGCGCGGUUGCUUCAACCUCACCUCCGCCAGCAAGUGAGCGACCUCUGGUGGAUGCACGCUGUAACUGCAGCCAGCCAGCCAGUCCUCCCUCACUCAACCCGCCCAUCCGGCGCUUUUUAUUUCUCCAACCCUAUCCCUCCUAUCCUUCCCUUCACCCACCCUCAUCCCUCUAUCCUAAAGGGAUAGAACGACAGCAUCGUACCGACCGGAACAACCUAAAUGACUUUUUAUGAUGCCAAAUAAUAAACGUUUUGAAAAACCUGAA